AUGGCGCCGCCUUCCACUACGCCGACCCCUCCCUCGUAUGCCUUCCACUACGCCGACCCCUCCCUCGUAUGCCUUCCACUACGCCGACCCCUCCCUCGUAUGCCUUCCACUACGCCGACCCCUCCCUCGUAUGCCUUCCACUACGCCGACCCCUCCCUCGUAUGCCUUCCACUACGCCGACCCCUCCCUCGUAUGCCUUCCACUACGCCGACCCCUCCCUCGUAUGCCUUCCACUACGCUGACCCCUCCCUCGUAUGCCUUCCACUACGCCAACCCCUCCCUCGUAUGCCUUCCACUACGCCGACCCCUCCCUCGUAUGCCUUCCACUACGCCGACCCCUCCCUCGUAUGCCUUCCACUACGCCGACCCCUCCCUCGUAUGCCUUCCACUACGCCGACCCCUCCCUCGUAUGCCUUCCACUACGCCGACCCCUCCCUCGUAUGCCUUCCACUACGCCGACCCCUCCCUCGUAUGCCUUCCACUACGCCGACCCCUCCCUCAUAUGCCUUCCACUACGCCGACCCCUCCCUCGUAUGCCUUCCACUACGCCGACCCCUCCCUCGUAUGCCUUCCACUACGCCGACCCCUCCCUCGUAUGCCUUCCACUACGCCGACCCCUCCCUCGUAUGCCUUCCACUACGCCGACCCCUCCCUCGUAUGCCUUCCACUACGCCGACCCCUCCCUCGUAUGCCUUCCACUACGCCGACCCCUCCCUCGUAUGCCUUCCACUACGCCGACCCCUCCCUCGUAUGCCUUCCACUACGCCGACCCCUCCCUCGUAUGCCUUCCACUACGCCGACCCCUCCCUCGUAUGCCUUCCACUACGCCGACCCCUCCCUCGUAUGCCUUCCACUACGCCGACCCCUCCCUCGUAUGCCUUCCACUACGCCGACCCCUCCCUCGUAUGCCUUCCACUACGCCGACCCCUCCCUCGUAUGCCUUCCACUACGCUGACCCCUCCCUCGUAUGCCUUCCACUACGCCGACCCCUCCCUCGUAUGCCUUCCACUACGCCGACCCCUCCCUCGUAUGCCUUCCACUACGCCGACCCCUCCCUCGUAUGCCUUCCACUACGCCGACCCCUCCCUCGUAUGCCUUCCACUACGCCGACCCCUCCCUCGUAUGCCUUCCACUACGCCGACCCCUCCCUCGUAUGCCUUCCACUACGCCGACCCCUCCCUCGUAUGCCUUCCACUACGCCGACCCCUCCCUCGUAUGCCUUCCACUACGCCGACCCCUCCCUCGUAUGCCUUCCACUACGCCGACCCCUCCCUCGUAGGGUGUUAG
Messenger RNA from Closterium sp. Yama58-4, 1287 nucleotides. The record is from the annotation of a GenBank genome assembly. Lineage: Eukaryota; Viridiplantae; Streptophyta; Zygnematophyceae; Desmidiales; Closteriaceae.